AUUCCGAACAAUCCAACCCCACGGAUCAAACAUGCAAGAUGGUCUCAUAUCCCGUGCGGGAGCCACUAUCUAUAACGAUGCCUAUUCCCGUCAAGGGGCAGCCAACUACAACCGUACGCUGGACGGUACGGGUCAAUACUCUCCUUCGAAAUCUUGUGCCCAUCUUACCCGCCAACCGCCAUCGCCUCAACACACACCCAACGGUGACUUUAAGCUGUGCGGAUACGACGGCGCGACGAACUCCUGCGGUCCACUUGGCGACGAAUGUGUACCGAAUUCUGUCGGCAGCACGCUGACUGGUGCGUCUGCCAGCAAGGCGGACCUGUUCGGUGUGUUUGAGUUUUGGUUAAGAUUACGGUACGAUCUGACGGCGGUACGACCGUGGGAACAGUUAAAAUCGGUCCAGCUAAAAAAUCCACGUGCUGCACCAGGCUGUGCGUACAUUCCAACAAAGGUUGAACAUAUCGCCAACAUAAUCACUCACGGCACCUGGGUCUUACCGUCGAUGUAUGCUGCGCUAAAUCUGUACGAUCGUAGCCACACACCAGCCCAAACACUGGCCGCCGUUAUCUAUGGGGCUGCCCUAUCGAUGCUAUUCUUCGUGUCGACCUGCUUCCACUGUGUCUGCUACUGUAAUCACAAUCGUCCGCUAAAGGAUGCGCUGCAUCGAUGCGAUCGUGCCAUGAUCUACAUCUUCAUUGCCGGUUCGUACUAUCCGUGGCUUAGUCUGGGUCAUACGACCCAUCCACAGAUUGUGUCGGUGGUGAAAUGGAGUGUUUGGGUGAUGGCAUUGCUGGGCAUUGUCUACCAGCAGAUGUACCACGAACGAUACAAGUGCUUGGAAACGUUCUUUUACGUUGUGAUCGGACUCGGCCCAUCGAUGGUGAUCGUGCUCUGGGGCCACGAAUUUACUGGAAUGUCGGAGCUUAAGUUUGGCGGAAUACUGUACAUUAUAGGUAUCGUGUUCUUUAAAUCGGACGGGUUUUUCCCGUUUGCACACGCAAUCUGGCAUCUGUUCGUGGUGUUUGCUGCGUCGGUGCAUUACUUUGCCAUCAUGACACACCUGUUUCCGGACGGGACGAGCGGAAUCAGCGUGUCUUCGGUGGCUGGGGCGGUGACUGGUUAA
Molecule: messenger RNA, 1126 nt
Organism: Anopheles maculipalpis
Lineage: Eukaryota; Metazoa; Arthropoda; Insecta; Diptera; Culicidae
Product: monocyte to macrophage differentiation factor
Exons: 3
Coding region: 32-1126 (364 amino acids)
Cellular component (GO): membrane
Molecular function (GO): pore-forming activity
Source: RefSeq, a predicted model, not a curated record